AUGUUCGCAAUCUCAACUCAUAGACGUGAUCAACCCAAAACCUUUUCAAAUCAAUCCAAACUUCCUCGACUGCCUGUACCAGAUUUAGAGAAAAGCUUGGAAGGGUAUCUCAAAAGUCUAGGACCAAUCCUAGAACAAAGUUAUGACCCCUCUAAUCUGUCCAAUGAGGUAGAGAAGAGGAAACUAUUCGCCAAAGAUUUCGCUGCUCCAGGUGGAUUAGGUACGGUUCUCCAAGAAAGACUGAAAGAUUUGGACCACGUCUCGCCUAAUAAUUGGCUCAACGAUACCCUCUGGCUAAGUUUGGCAUAUCACACCUGGCGAGCGCCAUUACUGGUCAACUCAAAUUGGUGGUUAUUGUUCGCUCCAGAUCCAUCUGAUCCAUCCCCUCCUGUGCACUCUUCCUCCUCAUCCAGCAACAUCGUGUUACCCGAUUCAAAUCCAAAACAAGCGAUAGCGGCUGGAAGUCAAAGAGGAGGUCAAGAAUGGAUGGACAGUAAGAAAGGGAAGUUUGAUGGGCCUAUCAAAUGGGAAGAUGUCGUCACGAAAGAAUGGAUAAGUGAAUGGCAAAUCAAGAAAGCCGCUUGGAUAGCUAGAAGAUUCGCUGAAUUCAGAACAAAAUUGCUCAAAGAGGAGAUCUUGCCUGAUUCUUCACGAGCUGGUCCUUUUGAUAUGCAUCAAUACUCCAGGAUGUUCAAUCUUUCUAGAAUCCCCUUACCGAAUUGCGACGCCUUUUCAGUUGUAGACAAUAAGGCUACACAUAUCAUGUUGAUGAUAGAUGAUUACAUCUAUUCGGUUGACAUCUUUUCACCUCCGUCCGCAGAUGGUGUACCCGAACCUCUUCCCGCCGAUCAGGUUGCAACGAGAUUCAAAGCCGCUGUAGAUGACGCAAAAAGCCGUAAAGAUAAAGGGGAGAAAGCUGAUCAAGUAGGAGUGUUGACUGCCGAUGAGCGAGACGGCUGGACGAAGAAUCGAGAACACUUACUGCUUCUUUCACCUAAUAAUCGGACCACAUUCAACUCCAUCUCUUCCUCACUGAUAUGUCUUUCUUUGGAUCCCUAUACACUACCAUCUGUAUCUACGGAUGAUCCACUUCGGCUCCCUUCGGUCGAUGCUCAAGUGCGUAAUUCCGCUACAGGAAUAAGUGGCGCUAGGAAUAGGUGGUUCGAUAAAGCCGUCACUAUCAUGGUAGAGACGAAUGGUAGAGCAGGAAUCAUGGGUGAACAUUCACCUGUAGAUGCUUUGAUACCAUCCAUAGUGGGAGAAUACGUCUUGGCUUCACCAGUGGAUCGAUCUCUCACAUCCACUUGUUUGAAAUCUGCCAAAGAAGGGUGGUCGAGACAGGAUUGGGUGCUUGAUGAAGAGAUCCAGAAAGAGAUUGAAGGCUGUAAAGAAAGAAAUCAAAAAUUGAUAGAGGACAGUGAUGCGAGUCAAUUAUGGUGGAGUGAAUAUGGUGCAGAAUGGAUCAAAGCUGUCGCAAAACAAUCACCAGAUGCUUACGUACAGCAAGCGCUUCAGCUUGCAUGGUACAAAGAUCAAGGAUAUGCUACAGCUACUUAUGAGACAGCAUCUACUAGGAUGAUGUUACAUGGUCGAACGGAUGUUAUUCGAUCUCUGAGUAAUGAAAGUAGGAAAUUCGUCAAAGCAAUGUUAGAUCCCAAACUCGAUGAUAACAAACGAUAUUCCUUCUUAACUACAGCAUGUAAAGAACAUAAUUCGUUAACACGGCAGUCUUCCGCUGGAAAUGGGUACGAUCGUCAUUUGAUGGGAUUGAAGGUACAACUGAGAAAAGGAGAGACUCAUCCGUUAUUCGAAGAUGAAAUGUAUGCGAAAAGUCAAGAAUGGAAAUUAUCAACUUCUGGUCUGAGUGCAGGUGGGAAAUUUAUGGGUACAGGUUUCGGUGCUGCUUGGGCCGAUGGUUAUGGUAUAAAUUAUCUUGCUGGACCCAAUCUGGUCAAAUUUGGAAUUGAAUCCAAAUUCUCUUGUGACAAGACUUCGACACAAAGAUUCAAGCAUAAUAUCGUACAAUCGCUGAGAGAUAUGAGGAGAGUCUGUGAAGCUGCCAAUGGAGGGGACAUGAAGGCUAAAUUGUGA
Messenger RNA from Kwoniella shivajii, 2091 nucleotides. RefSeq lists its product as uncharacterized. The record is from RefSeq and is a predicted model, not a curated record. NCBI's taxonomy places the organism in Eukaryota, Fungi, Basidiomycota, Tremellomycetes, Tremellales, Cryptococcaceae. The coding region runs from base 1 to 2091 and encodes 696 amino acids. Gene Ontology annotation, molecular function: acyltransferase activity. The transcript is spliced from 9 exons.